Messenger RNA from Megalops cyprinoides (Indo-Pacific tarpon), 2604 nucleotides. It is a transcript of the gene grsf1, whose product is annotated as G-rich RNA sequence binding factor 1. Gene Ontology annotation, biological process: regulation of RNA splicing. Gene Ontology annotation, cellular component: ribonucleoprotein complex; nucleoplasm. NCBI's taxonomy places the organism in Eukaryota, Metazoa, Chordata, Actinopteri, Elopiformes, Megalopidae. Bases 253 to 1506 code for a protein of 417 amino acids. The record is from RefSeq and is a predicted model, not a curated record. Gene Ontology annotation, molecular function: RNA binding. The transcript has 10 exons.
GCUUAGUGCGUGUUUCUGCGAUUGACAUUGGAAGGCUUGUCAUGCAUGUAAACGGUCUUUGAUUGUGUUACUGAGUUUACAGUGAGCAUUUAUCAAACUGCUUUUCUGUCGUGGCACUGCAAUCUCAGUCUUGUUUGUAGCUAAUGUUGUUAAUACCGAUAUACUGUCAGUCUACAGCGAGUUAGCAAUUUGCCUAUCUUGUUAGAUAGCUUAGCUAGCUAGAAGCAUAAUACGCACUAAGGUCAUCAGACCAUGGCCGGACGCUGCAGGUCUUUUUUGAUAUCCUCAAUAUUUAGAGGUUUUGCGGCGAGAUAUGCUACCUCGAGUAAAAUCUUAAAUUGUAAUAGAUCAGCUGUGUGUGGAGCCGGACAUGCAUGUGGACGUUCACAACACCACCACUACUGGACAUCCACACGUGAGCAGGGUCAACCGGUUUUCUUUUCAACGAAGUUUUUUCAACAAGGACUGUCCACUGAGGCAGGAGUUCCUUUCAAAGAAGACGAGUAUCCACCUUUACCUGACUACAAGUCUUCUCAAGAGUCCAGGAGUAAGGAAGUUUUCAUCGUCCGUGUAAGAGGAAUUCCUUGGUCGAGUACACCCGAAGAUCUCUUGAAUUUUUUCUCAGAGUGUAGAAUUCGUGAUGGAGUGAAUGGAAUUCAUCUAACGCUUACCAGAAGUGGGAAGCCAAAUGGACAAGCCUUUAUAGAGCUGGAGCACGAAGAGGACGUCCACAAAGCUUUGGAGAAACACAGACAGUACCUGGGACCCCGCUACGUUGAAGUGUACGAAGUGACAAACAGCGAAGCCGAGGAGAUCCUGAGGACGUCGUCCUUGCACCCGGCCCAGGACGGAGUCGUCAGGAUCCGCGGCCUUCCGUACAGCUGCACCGAGGAGGACGUCGUUCAGUUCUUCUCAGGGCUGGAGAUCGUUGCGGACGGUGUGAAGAUGGUCAGAGAUCGCUGGGGAAGAAACACGGGGAUCGCCUACGUGGAGUUCGCGUCUCAGGAAAUGGCGGAUCAGGCUUUAGAGUGGGACAGAGGUGUCAUAGGCAACAGGUACAUCGAGGUGUUCCCCAGCAGGAAAAGUGAUAUCCUAUCCCAGCAUAGCAGAAGGAGGACGGAGUAUGCCUCACCAUACGACAGCAGGCCCCUUCCUGAAGCAAGCAAGAGUGAACCUGCUGCACAGCCACAUCCAGAGCCUGAAACCAGUACUUGCACUGCUGCUCCAGUUGCUGCAUCGAGACCUGCCUCCGGUGCACCCGAGUACUGCGUACACGUGAGAGGGCUGCCUUUCCAAGCAAGUGGGCACGACAUUGUAAACUUCUUCGCUCCACUGAGGCUGGACAGGAUUCUCGUUGAGUAUGGUCCAGACGGGAGAGCUACUGGAGAGGCCGACGUGUACUUUACCUGCCACGAAGACGCGGUGGCUGCCAUGUCCAGAGACAAGGCCAACAUGCACGAGCGAUAUAUUGAGUUGUUCCUGAAUUCCGCAUCACCAGUAAGUUGAGGUGAAGAUAUGAGCAAGAAAUGUCCCUGUCCAACUCCAAAUAUCUAUCUGUCUCCAAAUAAUUUAUUGAUUUUCAGAAUAAGUGUGCAUCUGGAUCAUAGAAUGUCUGCUCCCAGAAUAAACGCAUUCCUGUAAGGUGACAUUGUUGUAUGAAUACCAUUCUCACACCCUGCACAGUACUAAUGACAUACUGUUUUUGUCAAGGUUGAGGGUAUAGAAUGGAAAAGAGCACUAUGGUAUGUAUAAAAGAGCACAGUAGUAUGUAUAGCACCCUAAUAAACUUCAUGUUAAACAUUUGGCCUAAACCGGGCAUUUUGGGAAGUCUCUCACGAAUCCAUUUCAUCUCAUUCACAGCUGCUUCUCAGCUGUUGUUCAAGCUAGCAGUUUUAUCUUGUAUUCAUUCAGAACAAGUGUGUGAGACAAUCAGAAAAUAAAAGCAAAACUUGCUGUGCAAAACAUUCUUUCCCCCAUUGACAAAGUUAUGUGCUGUAUGUGUUUUUUUUAGGACAUAAGGACAUAAAUGCAGUUUGGCAGCAACAGAUUUUCACUUCCACCUUUUAUUAACACCUUAUGUUUAAAAGGACACAUAUAAGAUAAAUUACUACUUGUAGUACUGAGCUGAAUGCUUUCAGCAACUUUUCUUAUAUGUAGAUGGUGAAUAUUUAGCAACUGAUUUCAGCAUCCAGCUUGAUGUUAUCUUGGAAGAAGACCCAUCUGUGAAGUUAUGUCCAAAGCAUAGUUGCUGGUAAUGAUGUAAUUAACAAAGCAGACAAACCUAUUUUUAAAAGAAUGACUAAAGGACAUUUAUCUUACCAACUAAACAAUUAUCUCUUAAUAAAGACUUAUCUGGUGGUUCUACAGCUUUUCUGUCACAAAUGCCAAAACUUAAGAGUUGUUCCUGAUAAGGUCUCCAGAGUACAUUGCUUUGGCAGGCCAUUCCUCAACAAUAUUAGAGGAAUACAUCUUAUUGUCACCACAUACUCUUCGCACGUCUUCAUCCUGGACCUUGUACUAGGUGGCUUGGAUAAUUGAACUCGCCAUUGUCACAUCAAAGUCAAAUCGAAUGUGUUAAGUUGCCGCUGUUAUUGCGCUGAUGUA